AUGGUGUCUUGGAGCAACAACGAGAGCAGUGAGGACUCUGACGUGCAGUUCAUCUCUUCCUACGCCUCCCCUAUUAAGUUGCAUGAGACUUAUGAGAAGAUUUUUGAAGAUGUGAACAACCUCUUGGAUUCCCAGGAUAAUCUGCCACAGGUAAAUGAUCAGGAUGAUGCUGAGAGCGGCAUGGAAAAGGAUGUUGAGAUCAAAAAAUUGAAGGCAGUUGUUGACCAGUUGAAGUUCGUUCAUGUUGCUCAAGGCAAUGCCAUUAGGAAUUUGAAGUUCAAUCAUUUGAAAGGGAAGGAAAAGAUGAGCUCUAAUAAGAGGACUUCGGAGUUUAGCUUUGCUGACCUGAAGAAAGAGAAGGAGAAGCUGGAUCUUUACAUUGCUGAGUUGAUUAAAGAGAAGGAUAAGUUGAGCAUUGAGAAGAGUGCUUUGUAG
Molecule: messenger RNA, 435 nt
Organism: Aegilops tauschii subsp. strangulata
Lineage: Eukaryota; Viridiplantae; Streptophyta; Magnoliopsida; Poales; Poaceae
Source: RefSeq, a predicted model, not a curated record